CGUGACUUUACUGAAUAGAACCAAAGAGUAUGGAUCCUUGCAGUCACGAAAGCUUCAAAUCUAGAAAGUAACAUUCCAAGUGUUUAAUCAAUGUGUACAACCUGCUAUGACAUGAACAAGAUACAUUGUAAUUUACACUUUUGGUUGCAAAAACUGAAAAUUAUGCAAAUAAGCAUAGAUGGGUACAUGCUUGGGAUUACACUGAGAGAAAAAGAUCAAUGCUUGCAUCAGAGAACAUGCACACUUUAACGACAAUUCAAAAUGUUAAGAAAAGUAAGUGGGCUUGGGCAGGAUGCGUUGCUGAAAAGGAGGCAAGUGAUGGAACACGUCUGAUAGGACGUUUACCGAGGAGGUGAAGUGAUGAUUUCAGGAUGCGCAUGUCUUUGUUGGACUUGCAUUUCAGGAUCAUGAGAGAUGGUGGUGGCUUGGGGAGGUUAUUCAUCAGCAGUGAAUUGAUCAUGGCUGAUAAUGAAGUGAAACAAUUAUAUGCCAUGUGUCGAGAGAUAUAUGGGGCCUCUGUAUUAUUUGCGAGCUUAAUGUUACAUGUUAUCACAAGCUAAAAAAAUAUACAUUUUCUACUACGAAAAAUGUUUUUUACACCAACUUUAAACUUGGAAAUACAUUCAAGCAAUCGCAAUGCAACAUGAUGUGAUACAUAAUUUUAUAAUGUAAUUCAAUGUAACAUUGAGUAAUUCUACAGUCGGUUAUAACAUGACAUUCAUUUAUCAUUAAUUUAUAAUUUAUUAAAUAGUAUUACAGUUUAAACAGCGUAUGAAACAUGUUCAUAUAUUCUCAGAAAGUGUAAUAUGCAAUGCAGUGGGGUUUAUUCAUUUUCUAACUCAUGCUAUGAAAGUUACAAUAUUUUUGUAUUUGUAUACAUUGAUUUAGACAUCACUACAGUUAUUUUGUUUCUUUAAAAAAUAUAUUGUAUUAUUGUCUACAAAAUGUACGUGUAUUCAUGUUGGGCUUUUAUUAUGAGGAUUGGACUGAUGACUCAAGGGUUUUGUACAAGGCAGAUUGUACUUGCACCUCCUGUCUUGGUUGUGCCCUUGCUGUUUUACCUCUACUCAUAUGCAGCGCUGUGCCCUUUUGUUUUUCAGAGAUUUUCUGCUGUGGAAAAUGGCACCAUGUCCCAUUUUUCUUUAACUCCUUAAUGCAGGAAAGAUCAACAGACUGAACGUGCUACACCCCCAAACAGUUUUCGUUGUUAUUUUUAAACAGCUACAUGAAGUUUAUGUAACGUAUAAGGCACCCAUGGUGUUUUAUACAAGUCAAUAUCUUAUACAGAUAUACCUUCCAAAACUCGUGUUAAAAAUGUUUUCUGGUGAGGAUAAAAAAAGAGACAAACACAGGACACCUGAUUACAAUGACUCAAGAAUUGGGAAAUUAAACUCUACACAAACAAAAACUCCAAAACUUUCAUCCAGGCUCAAGAACACGAUGAAGAAAAUGACUAAGAGUCGUGCGAGUUGGGCUGGUGAUGAUGUGGAGACAAGGAGGACACGUGAUGCAGAAUUGUCUCAAAAUCCUUGGCCUAGCACAGUCAAAGGUUUAGGAAGAAUGUCCCUCCAUGAGGAGUCAGGCCACCUGUCAACAGAAAUUGAAUCUGAUGGAAGUGAAUCUGAUGGCUGCUUGGAACAGUUACCAAAAUGUAGAGUGGCAUGUGAAACAAGGACUUCUGUCUCUUUUACUCACAAGAAUCAUGAAGAUGUAAAAAGUCAAACACUCCCUGGUAUGCCUGAUCAUAGAAAACUUCCAAAGCAUCCUUUCAAGCUAUCUUCACAAGUCAAAUAUGCUUCAUGGUCUGCAGGCUGCAAGGCAUUCCAAAAGUUUAAAGUGUGGAAAAGAACAGGUCAUGACAACACUUCUCACAAUACGGAAGGAUACAGACACCAACGUUUGCAAAAGUCCAUGUCACAACAAGAUCGCGUUAUGACUUCAUCUCAGGAGUCAGAGGAUAUUCUGAAUAAGACUCACAAUGUCAUGGAAAAGAUAUUUCAAGAACUUCAAGGUAUAAGUCGAAUUGAGCUUGAAAUUGUAGAACUGAGGGACCAGGUUCAAGCGCUGAAGCGUUCAGUCAGAGAAAUAUCUCAAAGUGUGGAAGUUGUACAGACAGAAAUUGAACAAUUGCAAUCUGGGUUUGUUCAAGUGAAACACAGUAAUGUACCGACAAAUGCUUAUUUUGACCAUGAAAACCAAUCUGGAAAUGGCCUCUGUUUGUAUUUCAUAAAUGUUCCAGAACAAGAGAAUGAAAAUUGCACCAAUGUUAUCUAUGAUAUUUUUUCUGAGAAAAUGGGUAUGACAGAUGCCACACAAACUGUGAGAGUCGAAAGUGCUUUUCGGUUGGGGGAAAAGAGAAACAGUCUUUCAGUCAAACCAAGGCCUAUAGCAAUUAAAGUUGCUAAUAUUCAGGAGAAAGAAUUAAUUCUUAAAAAGUGCUACAGAUUAAAAGGCAUGAGUAUUAAAAUCAGGACUGCAAACGCUGUACAAAAACAGCCAAGUGUAUUAUCUUUACCUCGAGUAUAUACUUCAUCGAAACAAAUUUACUCUCUGCAGGAAGCUCAGACCUUAUCUAUGGACUCAAGUGAUGAUGACUUCACCAGAAGAAGUGUAAUGAGUCAAAGUUCUGCUCAGUCAGAUGCAGUGUUUGAAAAAAUGAUGUCCUCUGCAAAACGUGAUCAUUACAAUAUAGAGCUCCACCAUUCUGAUUCACCUCAUAACAGACAUACUGAAAUGAACCUGAACCUUUCCAAACUUGUGUCUGAAAAUGAGGAACUAUAUCAUCCAUUGCCUGAGCAGCAAAACUUUGAACACAGUGAGGUAUCCGAUUGUGAUUAUCUGUCAGAAGAUACUCCCAUUUUAAAAUCAAAGUUGUCAUCAGAUAGUGGAACAUCCAUCGAUGAAAAUGAGUUUUGGCCAAAAAGCCACUUCCAGAUUCCACAUAUAGCAUAUAUGGGCACUUCCAUGAAUAAUGAUGAUCCAAGUGUGUGUGAAGAUACAAAAACAUUUGUUUUUGUAAAGGAAGACAUUGUGGAUAGUUAUGGUAUUGAAACAUCACAGUUUGAUGUAAAAGAGGAAUGGAAUAAAAACGAUACAAACGAGAUAGAAUGGGAUAAUGUGCAGACAAUUACUCCUGGACACGAGGAUCCAGAUGCUAAUGACAGCCUCAGUUUGCAUUGGGACAACCAGGAGCAAUGUGCUUACAAUACUGAUGAGGAUUCAAUUGAAAACCAUUCAUUUGUUUCUGAUAACAUUCCUGUGGAAACAGAAAAAACUAUUGAUAUAUAUCCAAGCUCAAUUGAUGAUGGUUGUGCAAACGUAAUUGCAGUAGAACAAGACAAGAAUCGUAGUAGUUGGCCUGAACUCGACAAGUUAGAACCAUCUCAACCUGCUGAUAUUGACUGGCAUUCAAAUGAAAUUUACAGCAGUAGUGGUGACUGGGAACAAGUUCACAUUUACAGUGAUGAGACUGAGUGUAAUCAAGGCGAAUCACAACAAGAACAUGACAUUUGUUUAGAGCAGCAUCAGAGCCUUGAUAGUGGACGUCAACAGGCAGACAUUUUUGAAGAUGAUUGUUAUAAUGAAUUGACACCUGAGCAGGGACAGCUGCAUGAACAAAACGAAUGUAUCGUUCAAGAAACGUAUGCAGAUUCUUACAGCAUACAGGAUAUGGAACAAUUGAAUACUCAUGAUGAGUGGCCACAAGUCAAUCAAAGCUGUGACUCUGAAGUUGAGCUUCAACAAGUAGAAGCAAGUACAGAUUUUUUGUACAGUACAUCAACAUCAGAUUAUCCAAUUCUUGACAACGACAGCAUAACUGACCAGGAGUUAAGUUGGGAAGGCCAGCAGGAGGAUUGUAGUCAGACAAGUGUUCCCUCUCCUACAUCUAUCGCUGAAGCUAAAGAAGAGAGAUUUUUUGUGAGCUCUUUGAAGAGAGGCAUGCACUUGCUUGGCAUGAGCAGAUUCUCACUUCAGGAGAACUCAACGGAAGUAGAGUUGUCCUCACAACAUAAGAGUCAACUUGCUUUCCAUAGCCAGAGUGAGCUGUUGGAUAAAAGGCACAACGAGGAGAUGAUUGUCUUACAGCAGAGACAGCAAGCUGACGAAAGGCCUGAAACAGUUGGAAGCUUCAGCUUUCGGCGAUUUAGUAGCAGCACGCUGCAGCAUGCAAAGUCAGCACUCGGGUCAGUAUUUAAAUUAGAAAGUACGAAUAGCUCUCAGAGCUACAUUUCCAGCAUUGAUACGAGUUCUAUCAGUCAGGAGAAGCUUUCUGCCACCAUCACCUGCUCAAGAGAUGACAGUGACCUGCAUUUCCAGAGAACAAAUUCAGAAAUUGGGGCAUGUGCAGAUAAUAUUUUGAAAACAGGAGAAAGUAACUAUGUGGAAGUUAUGGAGGAAGUUUUAGCAAAAUUGGAAAGACGAGAAGCAGUACAGAGUGCUUCACCAGAUGCCACGCAAGAACCUGUCAUAGGAAAUACAGAAUUUGAAGAUUGUAAGUUGAGCUUAGGGGAAAUUAUUUCCAAAAACAAGUUGCCAUCACCCGACAACAAAGGAGAGCAAUCAAGCUCGAAUAAAGAAGGGCUCCCAUGUAUUGACCCACCUAAUGCAGUGAUGGUGAUUGACAGCCAUCAAGAUGUAGCAGACAUAGAGCAGCACAUUAAUGCCACAGGUGAGGAAAACAAAACUGUUGCGACUAAAAGUGAACAGACUGCGGUAGACGAACAGAAUUCCACCACGAGGUAUUUGGCAAAUUUCAAAAAGGCCUUAGAAGCAAAAAACAAACCAAAACGGCCCACGUUUAAGUCAAUUGUGCAAAGGACUCAAGCGAGGCUGCUGGAAGAGAAGGGGCUGUUGGAAAAUGCACAAACAAAGGCAAAUGAAAGUCGAAGCUUCUCUCCGUUCAGCUUGGUAGUAGGGUCUGGGAGUGGGCUCUAUGGCAUUGACAGCAUGCCCAAUCUGCGCCGAAGAAAAACAAUUCCACUCGUCAGCGAUGUGGCAAUGUCAUUGGCUGCUAUGCAGAGGAAGGGAGGGCUUCUCUCCUCCAUGGCCACCCGAGCCUCGCUCAACGACGAGGAACUUAAAAUGCACGUGUACAAGAAGACACUGCAGGCACUCAUCUACCCAAUCUCGUGCACCAUCCCUCACCGUUUCGAGGUGUGGACAGCCACCGCGCCCACCUACUGCUACGAGUGCGAGGGGCUGCUGUGGGGAAUAGCGCGCCAGGGCAUGCGCUGCACUGAGUGCGGCGUCAAGUGCCAUGAAAAGUGCCAAGACCUGCUCAAUGCCGACUGCCUUCAGCGUGCAGCUGAAAAGAGCUCCAAGCAUGGUGCAGAGGAUAAGACACAGACUAUCAUCACAGCUAUGAAAGACCGCAUGAAAGUGCGAGAACGCAACAAGCCUGAAAUAUUUGAUCUCAUCCGAGAUGUGUUUGCAGUCACGCCAAGUGAUCAGAACUCACACAUGAAGUCUGUAAAGCAAAUGGUGCUGGAAGGCACCUCCAAAUGGUCAGCAAAGAUCACAAUCAAUGUUCACAGUGCUCAAGGAUUGCAAGCCAAGGACAAGACAGGGGCCAGUGACCCGUAUGUCACUGUUCAAGUGGGAAAGACCAAGAAGAGAACCAAGACCAUUUACAAUAAUCUCAACCCAGUCUGGGAAGAGAAAUUUCACUUUGAGUGCCACAACUCAUCCGAUCGGAUCAAGGUGCGUGUGUGGGAUGAGGACGACGAUAUUAAGUCUCGCGUGAAACAGCGCCUCAAGAGGGAGUCGGACGACUUUCUCGGUCAAACAAUCAUCGAGGUGCGGACGCUGAGCGGCGAGAUGGACGUCUGGUACAACCUAGAGAAGCGCACCGACAAGUCUGUGGUGUCCGGGGCUAUUCGCCUGCAGAUCAGUGUUGAGAUUAAGGGUGAAGAAAAGGUGGCGCCAUACCACGUACAGUAUACCGGUCUUCAUGAGAAUAUCUUCCACUUUCUCACGGAUGUGCAAAACGGAGGGGCUGUGCGUAUCCCCGAAGCUAAAGGAGAUGAAGCAUGGAAGGUUUACUUCGAGGAGACAGCCCAGGAGAUUGUGGAUGAGUUUGCCAUGCGCUAUGGCAUCGAAUCCAUCUAUCAAGCUAUGACCCACUUCUCUUGCCUUUCUUCCAAGUACAUGUGUUCUGGAGUGCCAGCCGUUAUGAGCAAUCUACUCGCAAAUAUCAACGCCUACUACGCUCACACCAAUACUUCCACCUCCAAUGUGUCUGCCUCGGACCGCUUUGCCGCAUCCAACUUCGGGAAAGACAGAUUUGUCAAGCUUUUGGAUCAGCUCCACAACUCUCUCCGUAUUGACCUGUCCAUGUAUCGGAAUAACUUUCCAGCCAGUAACCGAGAGAGGCUGCAGGACCUCAAGUCCACUGUGGAUCUCCUCACCAGCAUCACGUUCUUCCGCAUGAAGGUACAAGACCUGCAGAGUCCCCCACGUGCCAGCACUGUGGUGAAGGACUGUGUGAAGAACUCACUCAGUUCAACGUAUGAAUACAUAUUUGCCAACUGCCACGAGCUAUACAGCCAAGAAUACCAAUCUGCAGACCAGACCAAAGACGAGGCUGCUCCAGAGGAACACGGCCCCAGCAUCAAGAACCUGGACUUUUGGCCAAAGCUCAUCACCCUCAUUGUCUCCAUCAUUGAGGAAGACAAAAACUCCUACACACCAGUCCUCAACCAGUUUCCUCAAGAAUUGAAUGUUGGAAAGGUGAGCGCUGAAGUAAUGUGGAAUCUGUUCUCCUUGGACAUGAGGGCUGCUAUGCAAGAGCACGAGAAGCACAGGCAGUGUAAGAGUGCAGACUACAUGAAUCUGCACUUCAAAGUGAAAUGGCUUUACAAUGAGUAUGUAAAGGACCUGCCAGCUUCAAAAGAGAAAGUUCCGGAAUACUCUGCAUGGUUUGAGCCAUUCGUACUGCAGUGGUUGGAUGAAAAUGAAGAGGUCUCAUUGGAAUUUCUGCGAGGCGCUCUGGACCGAGACAAGAAGGAUGGGUUUCAGCAAACAUCUGAGCACGCCCUCUUCUCCUGCUCAGUUGUGGACGUGUUCACACAACUCAACCAAAGCUUCGAGAUCAUCAAGAAGUUGGAGUGUCCUGAUCCAGAGAUUGUUGCUCACUUUAUGAGGCGUUUUGCCAAGACCAUUAGCAAGGUGUUGAUGAAUUACGCGGAAAUCAUCUCCCAGUACUUCAAGGAAUACUGCUCCCAGGAAAAAGUGGCCUGUUUCCUGAUGAAUAACAUCCAGCAAUUGCGUGUACAACUGGAAAGGAUGUUCCAGGCCAUGGGGGGCAAAGAGCUUGAUGCUGAGACCAGUGAGAUGCUCAAUGAACUACAAGUCAAACUGAAUGGCGUUUUAGAUGAGCUGAGCCGAGUGUUUGGCAUCAGUUUUCGCCCACAAGUGGAGGAAAGCGUGAAGACAAUGGCUGACCUUCUGAGCCAGGUGAAGGGUGGAAGCUCUGGGCAAGGGAAUUUAGCUGGAGAUGCUGACACUAUUUUGCGUCCUCUCAUGGACUUGUUGGAUGGCAAUCUGACACUGUUUGCCAAGGUAUGUGAGAAGACUGUGCUGAAGAGAGUACUCAAAGAAUUAUGGAAGAUCGUUAUGAAUACCAUGGAAAAAAAGAUAGUCCUGCCUUCCCUUACUGAUCAAACGGGAGCGCAAAUGAUAUUCAAUGCCGCUAAAGAACUGGGACAACUUUCAAAACUGAAGGAUCACAUUGUGCGGGAUGAAGUGCGCAGUCUCACACCUAAACACUGCGAAGUCAUGGAGAUUGUGUUGGACACGAUAAAGCAAUACUUUCAUGCUGGAGGGAACGGAUUGAAAAAGACAUUUUUGGAGAAGAGUCCUGAGCACCAGUCCCUGAAAUAUGCUCUGUCCCUGUACACUCAACCUACGGACACACUCAUUAGGACCUUCACCCAGACCCAGACCACUCAGGGUAAAGUGAAGGAGUCAGUUGGCGAGGUCUCCAUACAUAUUGAUCUCAUCACGCAAGCUGGCACCAAUGACCGCAAGAUUACCGUCAAAGUAAAUGGUGUCAACAAUCUCAAGUGGAAGACAACGAGCGUGUUCCGCCCGUUUGUGGAAGUGAACGUCAUAGGCCCGCAGCUGAGUGAUAAGAAGCGCAAAUAUGCUACAAAGUCUAAAAACAACACGUGGUCUCCAAAGUUUGAGGAAACCUUCAAUUUUUCCCUGGGAAGUUCAACCGGAUUCGAGUUCUAUGAGCUGCAGCUGCUCGUCAAAGACUACUGCUUUGCACGUGACGACCGUGUCAUUGGACUGAGUGUCCUGCAGCUGCGCGAGAUCCAAGAGAAGGGCAGCUGCACGUGCUGCUGCCCCCUACGGAAAUCGGUCAAUAUGGAUGAAACGGGACUCACCAUUCUACGGAUCCUCUCUCAGCGCACGAGCGACGAGGUUGCCAAGGAGUUUGUUCGGCUCAAAUCUGAUGUCCGGUCCACGGAAGAAGAGAGCUGAUAAUUUCCAUAACUACGCUACUUUUGUCUUCCUGCCAUGCCCUGCUGGUGUAAAAUAUUGCAGAGAUUGGUUUGUUUAUGGACACAAAUUACAUUUUCUGGAUUCCACGUAUAAUGAGGUUACUGUGUUUGUAUAUUCAUCGUUCAGUGCCAAUAUAUCCUUUUUUAGCAUCAUGUAUUGUUACACUUUAUUGUUAUCUGAAGCAUUUCAAUACAUAUUUGUUCACACGCAUGGACUGUUUAAAUGGUUUGUUUGCUGUGUACUUGAAACAUUUCUUGUCGUCAUGUGUACAAACUUAUCCUGAAAAUUCCAGGAACUAUCAUACGAUCUAUUCUAUCCGAGUUGUGUUUUGUCAAUGCUGUCUGUAAAUAUGCUAGUCCAGUUACCUUCCAAAAUGAAAAUCACUGUGAUUCAAUAAUGAGGAAAGAUGAUAAAUGGAAGUUACAAAUCUAUUUAUCACCACCAAAGUGAUAAGAUGUGUAAAGUGAUGUAGAUAGUUGCAAAAGGUUUAUGUUGCACUGUCCUUGGUCAAAAUUGUGCUUUCACUGGCUUGCAUCAAAUGUAUCUGCCUUAUUCUACGACCAGUUACGACGUUCACACAUGAUACGUGCUUAUCAUUCUCCUUUUUCAAUACGUAACAUUUUUUUUAGGGUAUGUAUGAGCACUUUGAAAGCAGGAGACAGCAUCUUAGUUAAAUUGCAACCUGAUUCAUGCCAGGUCGUGUUACUUUUGUUGAUCAAAAAAAAGGUCAUCUUCAACAAUCAAUAGCAAUAAAUUGGUUUGACUUUCACCAAAUCAAUAUAUUACCACUUUACAUUUCAUAAAACAUGAAAGUAUUAAUGCAACACAACAAUUAUGGGUGCACAUUUGACUUGGACUUGAACCCAAUUGGAUUUUGUGGAACAUAAAACACGUUUGAUAGAUUAAGAACGGUGAAAACACCAUCUCCCUUGAGAGAGGCGAGGGGUAGGACCAAGCCUUGCUUCACACGUGAAGGACCGUGGUUGUGUUUUCAGCUUGGGGGAAUUAUUUUAGUCUUUUUGCGUGUAAAAUACUACUUUAAAUUUCUAAUUGAUAAUGGGUUCAUGAGUAUAACUUUUAAAGUAACUAUUUUUUAUGUAAGAAACCUAUAUUGACCCCCAUUAGGUGGAAAUCAACGUGUUAUUAAUGUCGAACAGAGAAAUACGGCUUCGUAACCAGCCAAUAAUACAUCGAUUCUUCGUGCGCACGAGAAUUGCUUCGUUUCAACCCAAUUGAAAAUACCCAACGCAUGUUGUGUUGAUGGAGUUCAUGCGACAACCCUUGCAGUGGCUGGAAGGUGCUGCACUGGACCACGACGUGGAACAAUUUCAUUCUUGAAAAUAAUCUCAAACCUGACUUGUACGCUCUCAACCCUUGUUCAGUCGUGAGCAACCUAAUUCAUGCCAGGGUCAUAUUACAUUUUUGAGACAACAUGGUCUUGAACAAUCAAUAGUAGUAAAUAGGCUUACAAUUUUGUGAUAUAUUAAUAUUAAAUAAUUGCAGUUUGGUCUAAAUAGUGUGAUAGUAGGAAUAAAUAUUGGUCCUGGCUUGGUUACGCUGUUUUAAUUUGAUCAAAGUUACUCAAAUAUCUGUUUUACUGAAGAAAAAAAAGUUUACUAAACGGCAGGAAAGUAGUGACAUACUUUUCCUUUGUUAGUCAACAUAUAUUGUCAUGUAAAUUGUGAAAUAAUUGACGUUUCAUCUCAAUCAACAUAAAAAAUAGAUUUCGCUGUGAAGUAUUCAUAGAAUCGGGAUCACAUUGGAUCGACGCAGAGAUACAAAGUGUAGAUCAGGCCUCACGUGGUGGGUAUAAUCAAACUCGAAUUGUGGACACCUAGUAAUAAUUAGCAUUGUACAAAGUCCAAUUUUUUUUAUGACCGUUAAUCGCAUGAAAAACAUGGUAAAGAAAUGGUUACCGGUUUGCCGCACGUAAAAAAGCAAUAAACAGGACAACAGCUAACCUAGAAACGAAGGUUACUGACAUGGUGUAGCACACUGGAUCGCCAGUUUGAUUCAAUAUCCGGGCACGGCAGCUGAAACAAGUGACAAGUUUCUUAAAUACCCCUACCACUGUGCACCCAAUGUGGUAUAAACACCAUCAAUCAACGGAUUCUUGUGUGGUGGGGUAAAGUGUUGGUAACUCCCACCUUUUCCAAUGCGUGCGGUCGGCCGGGAAGAGUGCUCCAAAUACCCUCUGGAGCUCCCUGUAUUGGAGGCCUUUCUGCCAGCAUUGACGUGCGCAAACAUUACCGGGCUGCACCUUUGCCUUUUAAACGUACCACGCGGAAACUUGGACCUACCGCUGGUAAUUCGAAAUGGCUACCACUAACCAAUCACAGUCACACGCGCCAUGCAGUUUAAAUAAUCGCACGUACCCAAUCUAUACAUUACCAAAAUUCCACUGGAUUAGAUUAAUGAUUCCUGACUUUAUCAAUUAAUAAUAGUAAUAAUGCUAUUGACAGUUAUAAUACAACACAUCGCCAUGAUGAUGUUUUCGAAGUUUUGAUCCUUACGAUUUAGAUCCUCAGCAAUUACAACUUCUGUAAAUAUUGUUAGGAAGAUUGCUGUUUUUUUAGAAACAGUAAUUUAAUUGUUUUUCCACUGGUUAUGCGGUUAAUUAUAAAUUGGAGGGCAUAUUUACUUAAAUAUUAAUUAAUUUAAAUGUUUGAAGUUAGGAGUUGUAUAAACGGUCAGUGUUUUUUUAAGUUCUAUGAUUUUGUAAGGCUUUUAUUUUAGGGAUUUGAGAAAAAAACUUAUUUUUUUUAUACGGAUGAUAAUAAAUAACAGUAUUAAAGUCUUCAUUUCAAUUCAUCACAUCUGUGACUCGGUAAAAAAUAAAUGUAUUUGGCUAAAUGCGGUUUUGUGAAGAAAAAAAGUAAAUUUAAACUUUAGAGGAAAAAUCAAAGUCCCGCUGUUGCAGAAUGAGCAAUAUUGCACCAUUAAUGUCUAUUGAUGGUCUUGCACCAGCAGUGGAAAUUGUUGUGGCAGGGUCUAGGCCCCUAGAACGACCAAAGUGGUACUACUAUUGAACGUGAAUGGAUGAUGAUAUGCUGAAUUGACCCCUGCAGAGAUUUCAGCUCAAUGUAUGUUAUGAUGAAGAACAAACAUGCUUUGGCUCGAUACCUUCCAAUUGAGCCAAGUGGUCUAACUACGGCAGCUGCCACUAAAGUCGAUCACUGUUUUUAAAGUGUUCAAAACAAUCACUUAAUUGUGUUACAUUAUUUUGUACAUACGAUAGCAUGUGAAAAGCCUAUUGGUUGGGAUGCUCAGUGCACAAUGGUUUGAUUCUGAAAGCUGCAUGGUAAUUGAGAGAAUUACUAAAGCACAUCCAUCAUCUGCUGUGUAGAAUACAGUAAAGAUCCUGUGACAUUAUUUGCAAUAAAAGGUCACUGUUGGUGUAAAAGCGAUUAUUUUAAAUUACAAACCGUCUUCAAAGUAUUUGAUAGUGCUCAUCUUCUUUGGCGGUCCUGACCUAAUAGAUUACAUUCCAUAUUCCUAUGUUGGAGCAGUCUACUUAUAAAACAACCAUUAAAAAAAUAAAUACCUACAAAAGUGAUCCAGUAUGCAAGUACAGACAUCAAGGUUUACUGAAGAAAAAAUAAAGGUCAAUAGUUCCUUGCCAGGCUUCCCAAAGGAAGUUGUGUUUGUAAAAUGUAGAGUAUCUGAGAAAUAUUGGCACACAUUUUCUGUUAUUAGACCGCAUGCAGAUGUGGCUUCCGAUGAUGUACAUUUAAUUUGUAAAGCAAUUUUAUUAUGGUUAAUUGGAAUGCAUAUACAGUACCUUCUAAGCAUUUUGUGUCUUUGCACGCAGCUUCUAUGCAUGACAUGCUGGACUGUUUGUCUACACUCAUAGUUUAUUCUUGUAUAUGGAUUUAUUUAAACUGUGAGGCGAUUCAUUUGUUGUAACUAAUGAAAAUUAAGUUCAUUGCACCCAUCCCAUGUUAACUGUUUGUGGAGCUUCAGAAUUGCAUUGUUACUUUAUGUUGUAUGUAAAAAAAUUGUAUUGUUAUUAAAAUAUUAAAUGAAUGCAUGUUGAAUGCAAAAGAUG
This is a messenger RNA of Petromyzon marinus (sea lamprey), 12556 nucleotides long. Lineage: Eukaryota; Metazoa; Chordata; Hyperoartia; Petromyzontiformes; Petromyzontidae. The record is from RefSeq and is a predicted model, not a curated record.